CUGUAGCGGUGCCGAUACUAACCAUUAUAACAACGGUAGUCGGAGUGAGCGAUGGGUGGUGCGACGAUGGAGCCCGGUGCGUUCGAGCGCCUCUCCCCUUCCCGGUUCGUCUCCUUCGUGUUCCCUAACCCACAGCCCGGCGAUCCCUACGCCGACCCCCUCCGAGUCGCUGUCCUUGAUUCGCCCCUCCCGACCCCGGCGCCGCCGCCCUGCACCGCCGCAAUGCUCGUUCCCCCCGGCCGCGAGGAAGACUGGAUCUUCUCCACCGCCGCCGGACACCUCCAGCUCCUUCUCUCUUCCUCCUCCGAUGAUCGCCCCCUCGCCCGACUCCUCCUCGUUGGAGACGUCCCCUCCUCCUCUGCGAAGCCCUAUUCCCGCCCCCAUUCGGAUCCUGACUCGGAUCGGCUUCUCCGGUUCCAGCAGCGCCUCCUCCCGCUCAUCCUUGCGCUCUCCCCAAAGGCCGCUUUUUGUGAUGGGUUACCGGAUAUCCCUUUUCUCUCCUUCGAGGACGACGUCCUCCGUCUCACUCCGGUGGAGAUGCUGGUCGGCCCUGCCGCCGGAGAGAUGCUGGUGGAGGACGUGGAACUCGACCGGUCCCCGUCGGCGAUGCCAGAGCUCAGGAGGAGGUUGCGGUUUAAGAGGAUGCCGAAUCUGGUGCAGUCCCAGGUGCGUCUCGUCCUUGAUUCUUCUUCUUCUUCCUCGAGUCCUGGGUCCUUUCGGCCCGAGACAGGGUCGUUGGUGCAGCCGUACCUCAAACCCAUGGUUGCGGGGCUCUCUUUGAUUGCACCGGCAGUCGGGCGGCAGGUCGGAUCUGGUUUGAUGCCACGAGCUCUUUGUGUCGGGGUGGGUGGUGGAGCUCUGCUGAUGUCCCUGAGAUCAAGUUUUGGUUUUGAUGUGGUGGGAAUUGAGGCUGAUGAUGUAGUUCUGAACGUCGCAAGACAGCAUUUUGGAUUAGCGGAUGAUGACUUUCUUAAAGUUGGUGUUGGUGAUGGGCUUGUACUCAUCAAGUAUUUAAGCACUUUGAAGACUGGAAAAUAUUUGAAUUCGAGUCAUGGUGUAUCCGAUCACAACUUCAUUGCAUUAUUGGGAGAUCAUUCUUCUGGGUUUGAUGCUGUAAUGGUGGAUUUGGACUCGGAGGACCCUGGCAGUGGUGUCUACGCCCCGCCAUUGGAAUUUCCUGAGAGGAGUAUUCUGAUAGAUGUGCGCACAAUUCUUAAGGAUCACGGAAUUGUGGUGGUAAAUGUCAUUCCUCCAUGUGCAUCUUUCUAUAAACAAAUGAUUGAUAUUUUUGGUAAGGUUUUUGCUGAGCUGUAUGAAAUAGAUGUCGGCAACGGCGAGAAUUAUGUACUUGUUGCCAGUGUCUCACCCGUUGAGAUAGCUGCAAGCCAUACCGAGGAUCCCUUUCUUAACAAAUUGAAGGAAGUUGUUGGAGAUAGAUAUGUGGGUGCUGUGAGAAGAAUAUGUUGAAGAAUGGUGUUUCACUUAGUGGUAGCUCUGGAAUUGAGAAGCUACAGAUACUCUGUUCACCAAGUUAUUUAUCUGUUUUUUGUGACCAUGAAAUAGCACUGUUUUGAAUAUUCACGAGAUGUGGGAAUAUGGAGCUCGAAA
Molecule: messenger RNA, 1608 nt
Organism: Musa acuminata AAA Group (dessert banana)
Lineage: Eukaryota; Viridiplantae; Streptophyta; Magnoliopsida; Zingiberales; Musaceae
Exons: 1
Coding region: 52-1467 (471 amino acids)
Source: RefSeq, a predicted model, not a curated record